Messenger RNA from Musca domestica (house fly), 6731 nucleotides. It is a transcript of the gene Eip78C, whose product is annotated as ecdysone-induced protein 78C. The transcript is spliced from 7 exons. Gene Ontology annotation, biological process: regulation of DNA-templated transcription. Bases 250 to 2505 code for a protein of 751 amino acids. The record is from RefSeq and is a predicted model, not a curated record. Gene Ontology annotation, molecular function: sequence-specific DNA binding; nuclear receptor activity; zinc ion binding. Lineage: Eukaryota; Metazoa; Arthropoda; Insecta; Diptera; Muscidae.
UGAAAAAUUAUACAUUAUCUCCUCGCAUUGCAUUAACAAAAGAAAACGUGCAAAUACCUACCAACUUCGUGCCGUGUCCCCAUUUAGGCAUUCGUCAAACGCAUUAACAGAUUUAUCUACCGCUGCUGCUGCUAUUCAGCGUCUGGUUUUCAUUUAAUUGAAAAUUAUCGUAGCAUCGACAUCAGCUUAAAUGCAUAUUAAUCAUCGAAUGGUCUCAAGACCCGCCCCACUGAGGGUUGGCAUCAAUCCAUGGAGUAUCCGGGAACUCCGUUAAUUGAUGAAAUUUCUGAAAAUAAUUUUUUAAUCGGUGACAACAGCAACAACAACACCAACCUCGCCAAUUGUGACAACAGUGAAACUGUGGCAAUCUAUUCAUAUCCCAAUUUUGAUAUUGUUCAUGAAAUAGACAAAGGAUUGUGCGAAUUAUCCACGGCACUAGGGCAGUCCUCGAAUUUGGAGACAGUUAUACGCUCUACAACAUCUCUGGCAUCUGUGGCAACAACAACAAUACCAACAACAAACGCAGCUGCAGCAGCAUCAAGUGCAGCUGCCGCCGCUCAAACGAACAGAAUAUCAUCAUCAUUGUCAUUGGCAUCAUCAUCUUCAUCGUCAUCAAUAGCAUCCGCAUCGGCAUCGGCAGUUACAGCUGCAGCAUCAUCAUCAUCGUCAUUAUCAUCUUCGCUGUCGUCGUCAUCGUCAUCAUCUCAGAUAUCAUCACCAUCGUUAACACCACCCACUCCCAUCAGUUUGCCGGAGCAAUCACAAAGUCCACAUGGUCAGACAUCAAUAAGCUCGACAACAGCAUCGCCAGCAUCAUCCAGUGAUACAACAGCCGCAGUAGCAGCAACAUCAGUAAUACUAACAGAACAUCAACAACAAUCCCACCAUUCUCUGCAACAACAGACAACUCAAUCUCAACCACAGCAGCAGCAACAAUCACUACAACAGCAACAUCCUUCGGCCCAAUCUCAGCCCUUUGUUAUAAACGACAGCAAUUCGAACAGUGCUGUGGCCAAAUCCUUUGUCCCCUGUAAAGUUUGUGGCGACAAGGCUUCGGGUUAUCAUUACGGCGUUACGUCCUGUGAGGGUUGUAAGGGUUUCUUUCGUCGCAGCAUCCAAAAACAAAUCGAAUAUCGUUGUCUGCGGGACGGCAAGUGUUUGGUCAUACGCCUCAAUCGUAAUCGCUGCCAGUAUUGUCGUUUUAAGAAAUGUCUAUCAGCUGGUAUGAGUCGAGACUCUGUGCGUUAUGGUCGCGUACCAAAACGUUCACGUGAGCUGAAUGGCGGCCAGCCAUCCACCACAGAGGAUCCAAACGCUGCAGUUGUCGUAGUUAAUUCGUGUGAUUUACGGCGUGUCAGCACACCGGGAACACCGAAUACACCGCAAACGCCACAAAUGUGUUCCAUAGCAUCAUCGCCAUCUGAGCUGGGCGGCUGUAGUGCCACCGGCAACAACAACAAUACAAACUCUUCACAACUGGUCGUGGGUGUUGGUGGCCCCUCGAACGGCAGCGGCGGUAUGGUUGUCGGCGUUGGCAUUGGCAAUGCGGGCAACAUGAAUUCCCAGCAGCUGAAUACCGUGCACGAAGGACAUCAUCACAGCCAUCAUCAUCACCAUGCGACGCUGCAUCACCACCACCAUCACAACAGCCAUCAUCAUCAUCACUCGACACAUUUGCAUCACAGCCACAGUGAUGCGACGACGGCGGCCUCCAUGAUGGCCGGCAAUAACGGCGGCAACGAGCUGACCGUGUACGAUGUGAUUAUGUGCGUUUCGCAGGCGCAUCGCAUGAAUUGUGCCUAUACCGAGGAGCAGACGAGGGAUUUGAUGCGUCGACCCUUAAAUGUGCCGCCCAAUGGUUUAAUUUCUUCAGUGUCGGAGAAUAUGGAAUUUCAAAAGAUGUGGCUCUGGCAGCAGUAUGCGGCGCGUGUUACACCAAAUGUCCAACGCAUCGUUGAGUUUGCCAAACGUUUACCUGGAUUCUGUGAUUUUACGCAAGACGAUCAGCUGAUACUCAUCAAAAUGGGCUUCUUCGAGACAUGGCUAACGCAUGUGGCCCGUUUAAUAAGCGACUCGACGUUGACAUUCGACGACGGCACCUAUUUGACACGGCAACAUUUGGAGAUCAUUUAUGAUACCGAUUUUGUGGUUUCACUCUUCAACUUUGCCAACACCAUCAAUGUAUACGGUCUCAGUGACACCGAAAUCGGUCUCUUCUCGGCCAUGGUCCUAUUGGCCUCCGACCGGCCCGGCAUAUCGGAAGCGAAAAUGAUUGCCCGAACAAGGGAGCGUAUUACGGAAGCGUUGCGGGUACAAAUCGUACGAUCACGCAACGGUACAACACAGGCGCUACAGCUGAUGCCGGCACUGGAGGCUAAAAUCCCCGAACUGAGAGCAUUGGGUCUGAAGCACAGUGCCCAUUGUAAUUGGUUAAGGAUAACAAAGCCCAGAUUGCCACCAUUGUUUGCGGAAUUAUUUGACAUUCCUAUGGAAGAAGAAAAUUAAAAGAAAAAGCAACAACAACGGAAACAUCAACAAUGGAGAAUCACAGAGAGAGAAGUUCAAAACUUCUUUAAAAUACAUCUGCAAUAAAGAACAACCAACAACAACAACAAAUGAAUAUAAUGAAAUUUACAAAAACAAAAAAACAAUUUAAUAAGACUAUUAUCUUUAAAUUUAUUAAGUAAAGGAAUAACAACAAAAACCAAUAAAUAUUAUAGAAACAAAUCUAAUGGAAAUAUUUGAAAGCAAAACAGUAACAACAACAACAUCAGAAAUUAGAAGUUAAAGAUGAAAAACCAAGAAAACUCAAAGAGAUUUUCCCCCUCCUCCAAGAUUUUUCUAAUUUUUUAAGAUAUACCAAAUUAUAAAAGAAUCCUGUAUUAAAUCAAAUUAAAAUCAACAUAAGAUACACUUACACUGUGCUACAAAAAUUGAGAAAUGUCCAAAUUUGAUGCCGCGAGAUAGAACCAUAGUUACUUUUGAGGAUUUUCAUGGAAUCAUUUUCUGAGUCGAUUUAUGCAUGUCCGUCCGUCUGUCUAUCUAUGUAUUUUUGUGAAUAAAAUGAAGGUGGCAUUUUCCAAACAGUAUUUGUUUGGCCCAAGGACGAACCCUACUGAAAUUGUUGAGAGUCGAUUCAAAUUUAGAUAUAGCUUCCAUAUAUCUCCAAACGAUUUCGGGUUAUUUGUGCACCAAAUGGCUAAUAUCAGCUAAAAUGGAAUGAAUUUUGGAACAUCCAACCGAAUUAAGUCUAGAUACAAGUACUUCAAAUUUGGUGAAAAUCGGUUCAGAUAUAUCUAUAGAUCUCUUAUAUUUAUUUCAUCCAAUUUGGUGUUAAAGUCCCUUGCCUGCGUAAUAUGCACUAUACAACAAUGAUAUUUGACACCCGGCAUCAGAUACUGCUCGAAAAUACCUCUGCCAAAUUAUAUCGAGAUCGGAUCUGAUUUUACGGUUAUUGCUCACAAUAUAUGUAAAAUCAAAAUUGAAUAGAAAGACGUGGGUUUUUGAAAUCCGAACUUUAUCAUUAGUGAAAAAAUCCACGUUGUGCUCCAUAUUUCUUCUACGAACUUCAGGUAAAUUUCAAAAAGAUAUUUUGAUUUGGAAGGAUACGUUACUUGACUUCCGAUUAAUUGAAAUCGAUUUUUAAUUUUCAGAUCAUCCUACAAGUAUGCAAUGAUUCAGACCUUUGUAAUUUUGAUUUCUUAAUAUUUUAAAAAAUGUCUACCAAAAAUCUAGAAACGAUUUUAAUCGACUUUGGGCUGGGAAGUAGAAGUCGAAUUCGAGUUUUUAACUGAUUGAAGAAAAUCGGCAGAACGAAGAAUCAACAUUUUUGUUGAAGGCCAAAGUCGAAGAAUCUAAAAAUUGUAUUUUGCUCUCAACAACGCAUCGCUUGGCCUAAGAAAUUUCCCAAAAUUUUGAUCGUGUAUCUUUCUCUAUUAAAUUCAGACCUCCGAAAAAUUGGCUCAAUUUUGCUCACAGAGUGAAACUCACUCAAAUUUGAACAAGUGCGCUCCUGGGAGCAGAAAAAUUUUUGAGCGAACUCAUUUUUUCAAUGUCACUCAAAUAGGAGAGAGCAUGUUUUCCUCGUUUUUGAGUGGGAGCAAACUUGAACCCUCUUCCUUCCUCCGUUUAAAGUUCAUACCAACAUCAAAGCCGGUCAAAAAUCUAAAUUUGAAGAGUUCUGUCUAUAGCGCAAUAGGAGCAGGUUCAUUUUCAAUCUCAAAGGAAAUUUCGAAUAAUCAACAAUUUUUUUAAAUUGGAAUUGGUUCUCAUUUAUCACUUCCAAAAUAAAAAAUAAGAAUUUUCAAAGUAAACGAAUUCCAAAGCAUUCGGUAUAUUGAAAAAGUUGACUAAUUGAGUCCAUCUUUCCACAUUACUAUAUCAACAGAUAUGAACAUUGGUAUAGACGACUAAUAACUUUAGCCCAUAUUUUUAACAUUGUCAGUUCAGUAUCAGUGGUGCCCAAAAGUAGAAUUCAAAGAUUUGAUUGGGUGGUGUAGAGGGUUUUGAAGUAGUCAAUUGGGCAGGAAACCCAAGGACCCCAACCUGCAUAAGUCUCUUAUCACUAUUUUAAAAUUCUUUCUCGAAUCGAUAACUCGAAGAGUUUUCAAGAACUGGGGGCAAAUUCUCGCAAUUGAUAUCGACCGAAUUUUGAUCGAAAUGAUUUUGAGUAUGAACUAUUUCGAUUUAUGAAAAUCCAUUUCAAUAUUUAGUUGUUCCACCGAAAUCUGCAAUCUUAUCAAUUUAAAAAUUAAAUAUUAAAAUUUAUUUCGAUCCAAAUUAUUCGAUAUCGAAGGAUAGAAUGAUCGAAAUUUUUUCUAAAAUUUGUCUGGCCUAAAUUUGUUAUUUUGAUAAGGAAAAUAAAUAUUUACAUUCUUGGUCACGAUAAAAUUUGAAGUUCAUGCCAAUCAUAAUAAAAUUAUGCCAGGAAAUGUUAAAGGCUUGAAAAGUGGAACUUAUCGUAACAAAUUUUACUAUAGCUUCUUUUUAAAGGUACCUUCCAAAAAAAUAAAUUUUGUAAGACUGGAAUUGUUUUACUGGACCAUCUCCAUUGGGACCGCCUGAUUGACUAGUUGACUAGAAUUUAAUAUUUGGGGCUUUCAAUAUUCAGAAAUAUUUAAAUCGGCCGGAGUUCUGAUAUUGUCCUCUUAUAAUGUUAUGGAGCGAUCAUGGUAGAAGAACACAUUGAUAUGCCAAAAAUUUAAAUGUUUUUUUAAUAGGUAGAUUUUUAUAAGUUUUCCUAUACGACAUCAAUCGGAAGUUGUUAUGAUAUGCAUUUUCAACAAUUAUUACAAAAUUGAAUAAUUUUUCAUUCCAAAUUUUUAAUUUCAAAUUUGGUUUGACAGAAAAUUGUCCCAACAGCUAUGUACCCGUAUUAUUCUACAGUGUGCGUUAUCUAAAAUAUAUUGAAGACUUCCAUCGAAUUUUCCAACAGAAUUUUCAUUUGGAAUUCUAAAUGGGUGUCUAUACGAAAAAAAUUCAAAUUGAUCAACCUUUUCCUAUAGUCUCCCACAUAAGGAUAAUAGAAAACUUCUUCUUUAUAUGCAACAUUUUUUCUAAUUUACCAGCAUCUCAAUCACAUAUUGUAGCACAGUAUAAUAACCAAACAGCCGUAAAAUGGGAUCAUUUAAAUUUUAUCCAAAAAAUAAAAAAAAUCCAAGCAAACCCAAAAAAAAAUUGAAAUAAAAAAUCAACAUCACAAAAAUCUUUUUUAUUAGAAACAAAAAUUAACAACAAAACAUUAUUGAUGUAAAAGGUAGCAAAAUUAUAACAACAAAGUAAGAAUAAAACUAAAAAACAUACACACGCAUUGUAUAUUUAUUUAUGCAUUGUAUAAUUAAAUAAAAAAUAAACUAAAUAAAGUUAUUACAAAUUCAAACAUGAGAAUUAAACUAAAAAAUGAAAAAAAAGUAUUUUAGCUUAAAUAAUGCCAAUCAUCAUGAUACAACACGAACAACAAACAAAUCGCCCUGCAUUAAAUCAGUAAUUCAACAACAACAAAAAACAUCCUCUAAAAAUUAAAAAAAAACAAAUUAAAAUAAAAACUUUACUUCUUAACAUUUAUAAAAUGUUUUAAAAACAAAAUAUAAUAAACAACAACUACAAAAAAAAAAACAUUUAUAAAAUGUUGCAAAAAUUUAUUGGAAAUAAAGGAAAAUAUUUAAAAUAUUACAAAAAAACAAAAAAAAAAUAAAAAACAAAAUUCAUAUAUCAUUUCAUGCAAAAAACAAAAAUCAUCACAUUUUAUUUUUAGUUAAAAAAGAGAAAAAAAACAACAAAAAAUAAUCUAUAUUAUUUUUCUAUUAUUAUUAUUACUAUUACAAUUAUUAUUUAAUUAUGUUAUUGCAAUACUAUUAUAAUUAUUUAAACACAAAACAUAAAAAUACAACAAAUGUUUUUUACAUAAUGUUUAAAUGUUUUUUCUAUUAUUUUAAAUAAUAAUGACUUAUAAUAAUAAUAUAUGAAAUUAUUAUUAUUCUUAUUUAAUUAAAGAAAAAUAUUUUUUUAAUUGUUAAGAUUUUUCUCUUUAUUUUUUUAAGGAUUUGUAUUUGAAGAAAAAAAAACAUUACAAAACAGAAGAAAAACAAUUGAUUGCUUUUAUUUGUUUCGAUAAUAUAUUCUUCUUAUUAUUAUUAUUAUUAAAGCGACACAAAUUCUGCAAACAAACUACCAAUCAACAAAACAAACAACAACAAAAUCUUUGUAAAUAAACAUUUACUUGUAAUUAAUUU